UAUUAAAAUGCUGAGGAUAAAGAGCAAACAUAAUGUUAUAUAUCAGAAUUUUAACAAACACUGUUAAAAAGGAAGAGUGUGUAGGUGUUUAUAUGUAUCCCCCCCCGUGGAAACUUAGCUCAAGUGCUAACAAGACACCUGACGACACGAACAAGAUGAGACCGGCUAGUGGGCGGGGCUUCGGCGGCUCUUAUUUCAAGCCGAAAACAGCAGCGCGCGCACCUGAAGUAGCAUCUACCUUUUUUUUUUUUUUUUGUAUUUUUUGGUUUUCCAAAGAAGGGCUUUAUUUCAUUUUAAUGCAGACAUGCUGGUAACAAUUUAUUCGCUUUUUGUGGUGAUCCACCUGACUUCAUCUUUAAACGUUGACAUCCCACUCCAAACUUAUGAGUUAACCCGUGGUGGCAAUGGCACUAUACCAUGCAACUUCAAACCCCAGAAAGCAAGCAACCCAUCAAUCAUCAUCUCAUGGACGGCACAUCCAGAUAAUCCUGACGAUUCUGAUAUUGCAAUCCUCACAUAUUACUACUUGGCAAAUGCAGAAAAUCAACUGGACAUCGAUGCUGCAUAUACUGACCGAGCUUCACUUCAGGUAGACAUUGCUAAAGGAUGGGCGAACUUGACACUCAAAGCUCUAACGUCAAAGGACAGUAGAGUGUUUCAGUGCGAAGUAAAAAUUCCUGGUGACAGCAUUGGAAAACAAUCGGAUACCACUGUGAUUGUGGUUUUGGUGCCUCCUUCCAAACCCAUCUGCGCAAUUCAGGGCACAGCAGAGUUUUACCACAACAUCAACCUGACCUGUCGAUCAGAGGAGGGCACGCCUAAACCGACAUACGGAUGGCAAAGCUAUGAUGGCAGUAAUAAUCCCCGACCAAAUCCACCCAAAUCCACUGACUUGAAUGGAGUUUUGUCACUUUACAAUAUUUCCGCGGAGACCAGUGGUUAUUAUAUCUGCACAUCUACCAAUAAAAUUCGCAGUGAAUCCUGUAAUCUGACUUUGUCCGUCAUGCCAUACUCCAUGAAGAUCGGAGCCACAGCUGGAAUAAUUGGAGGCUGUGCAGUUGGUCUCCUCCUGCUGAUUAUCGUUAUCUGCUGCUGCGUCCGCCGGAGAAAGAACAAGUCUGAGGAGUACGCCAUGAGAUCUCCAGAGUAUGCCAAUUACACAGAUAAAGAGCCACAAGAGUUUGAAGAACACCAAGAGACACGUGUCGAGAGCAAAGCCGACAGAAAUGACGAGCGCAGUGAUCGCUACGACGAGCGCAGUGAUCGCUACGACGACCGGCAAGACCGUGAUGAUCGGCAGGGGCGGCCAGAUAACCGGCAGUAUGAUUCUGAUCGGUAUGAUGACCGGCGAAGCGAUCGCUAUGAUGACCGGCAGUCUGACCGGUACGACGACCGGCGCAGUGACCGCUACGACGACCGGCGCAGUGACCGCUACGACGACCGGCGCAGUGACCGCUACGACGACCGGCGCAGUGACCGUUACGACGACCGCCGAAGUGACCGAUACGAUGAUCGGCGAAGUGAUCGCUAUGAUGAGCCCCGUGAUCGCUACGACGACCGCAAUAGUGACCGCUACGCCGACCGUUAUGAUGACCGCCGAGACCGUUAUGAUCACCCUGACGAUCGCUAUGAUGGCCGCAGUAGACCUCCAAAUGUUCCCGCUAAUAAGCCAACUAGAGGCUAAGUAGGCCUGCAAGAGAUGUUUUUUAAAUAUAUUUUUUAAAAUCUAAAUUUAUCUGAAGUUGCCAAAAAGAGUCUCUUUUUUCUUUUAUUAAGGAUGGAUGACCUGAAUUAUAUACAUAUACAAUACAUUGGUGUGUACUGCUGUUCUCAACACGGCUUGGCUAACUUUCAAGCCGUUUAAUGUUAUAUUAGAUAUUUUAUGAACUAUGUAAUCUGUGUUAGGGCUUUUGGGUAGUGGUUAAUUACUGUGGAAUCUGUAAAGUAAAGUAUUUCAACACGUGUUACUGUGGUAAUAAUGACCAGAGCUUAAAAUGGCUCUAAAACAUGAUGACGCACUGUGGCAGAAAAAGAACCAUCUAAGAAAUUGGGGUAAAAUGAGGUUUAAAACCGACGACAAGCUGUGUUCAGUAAUUACACCCUCAUAAUAGCUUCCCUGGACCACAGAUGCUUUCGGACAAAAAAAAACCUAGUCAUUAUUCUGUUCUGAACUUCCCUGUGCUAGUAAAUAACACUGAUAUUUUAUGUUUUCAUCAUUAUUUAGUUUUAUUACUCUCAUGUUGUAAUGCAACAAUUAAUUUUUUUUUAAUAAAGAUGUAUACUUUAGAAAUUGUGCAGUGGUUUGUGAGCUUCAAAGAAAGCCCAUGCAAAAGAAAAACUGAACUGGACUUUGUCAGGCUGAAGAGUUUGUGGAGCUGAGUCACAGCCAGAAGCUCCCACUGCUCAUUGCCUUUAAUUACACUUAUAUUGCCUUUAAUUAUAGUUAUAUUACCUCAGCAGGGGCUUGUUCUUGAUUUAGGAGGGUCAGUGUUAGAAAUAAAAACAAUGUCUGAAUCAAGAAACCAUUUAAGACGAACCGUGUGCACCUAGCACAGUAAAGUGCCUUCUUUUUUUUUUUUUUUAAAUGUAAAGAAACAAUUUAAUUGCCUAACUGCUUCUGAAUUCUGGGACGAGGUGAAUGUCAGGAGUGAUUUUAUUCUUGAAACUUGCAAUAAAUAUACCGUAGUCUCCAACAUCAUGUGUUAGAGUAAGUACAGUGGCUUGAAGAACAAUGUUUUGUACAUUUCUCUUAUCAAAUUAAAUCUGAAUUGAUGUGUGCCAUGUGUGCUGCCAUUUAUGUGCCAUGUUUAUAAAUGAUCAGUGAAAAUCUAAAUAAUAAAUUUUCCACAAACAAA
Molecule: messenger RNA, 2855 nt
Organism: Pangasianodon hypophthalmus (striped catfish)
Lineage: Eukaryota; Metazoa; Chordata; Actinopteri; Siluriformes; Pangasiidae
Gene: gpa33a
Product: glycoprotein A33 (transmembrane), paralog a
Exons: 7
Coding region: 305-1684 (459 amino acids)
Cellular component (GO): plasma membrane
Source: RefSeq, a predicted model, not a curated record